AUGUUCAAAGCUUUGGUUGUGUUGGGUCUUCUUCUCGCCGUGGUCCUCGGCGAUUAUUGUAAGUUUAAGUAUGAAGGUGUAAAGUAGCCAUUAAGUGACGGACCUGAGCCAGUGGCAAAAAAUGUAAUAUUUUACGUCCGGGAAGUAUCAAAAAUGUAGCAAAAUGCCUCCCUCUCCAACUAAAAAAAAACUCUGCUUUGAAAAGCGCGCCCUUUCUCUCACAAAAAGAGAGGGCGCAAUCUUAAAACCGGAGAUUUUUCACUUGGAGAGGGAGGUAUUUUGCUACGUUUUUUAUGCUUCCUGAAUGCAAAAUGGUACGUUUUUUGCUGAAGCAGGUCCGUCACUGUAUACAGAGACAUUUGACGUACUGUAUUCUCUAUUGCGUCACUUGUGGAUAUAGCCAUGUAAAAUUUUUUUGUAUCCGGAAAGUAUCAAAAAAUGUGGCAAAUACAAAUAAAUAUAUCAGUUAUAUACAAUGGGGGACCUGAUCCAGUGGCAAAAAAAGUAUCAUUUUGCAUCCGGGAAUUAUCAAAAAAUGUGUCAAAAUACCUCCCUCUCCAACAAAAAAACUCCGAUUUCAAAAGCAAGCUGGCUCUUUUUGUGAGGGAAAGCCUUCAAAACGGAGUUUUUCGGAUAAUUGUUAAGCUGUCCCCAAAUUUAUACCAUUCUGUCCCCAAAUUUCCCCAUUCUGUCCCCAACGACCUGUCCCCAAAUAGGAGUUCGGAAUCUGUCCCCAAAAUAUUCCGAAUAUGUCCCCAGACACAAAAAUUAGUGUAGGGUCCAUGUUUCGGGGUAGUAAUAACACUUCGGGCUAAAAAAUUUGAAAAUUCAAAUUGGUGAUUACGUAAUAAGCAAAAGUUCAAAACUUUUGGGUAAAAAUCGGAUAUAGGGGUAAUCGAGGAUGCUGAUUUUGAAAAUGAUAUUCAUUUUACAUGAUUUUAACUUUUUUCUUAAGUAGUAGUGUAAAGUAGUAACUUUUGAAAAUUUUAGACGAGAUGUCGAUUUAUAGGUAAUCGACACCGCGGAUUUCGAAAACAAUACCAGUUUUUUAUGAUUGUAACUUUUUUCUUAAGUAGUAGUGUAAAGUAGUCACUUUUGAAAAUUUUAGACGAGAUGUCGAUUUAUAGGUAAUCGACACCGCGGAUUUCAAAAACAGUACCAGUUUUUUUAUGAUUGUAUCUUUUUCCUUAAAUAGUACUGUAAAGUAUUAAUUUUUGAGAUUUUUUGAAUUGGUAGGGUUUAUGGGUGCUGAUUCCAGAAUAAGAUUCCUGAUGAGUUGUGCAUUAAAGUUGUGAUUUCUUUGUUUUUAUUUUAUUUUUUUGAUGAAUCGUUAGCUAAGUACAAGGUUUGUGUUAUUGUUGAUUCAAAAACUGUGUUCAUCUUCUGUAGUUUUUAUUCACUUCCAAUCUGUUGGCAGAAGAAUUUUUGCUCAGAAUUUUCUGUCAAACCUGGCAUAGCGGCAGGCUAUCCCAAGCCAAACAAUUUUAUAGCAGAAAAAUUUCUGUCAAACCCCGCCCAUUUUGGCGCGCUCGAUGAAGAGCAGAAGCAAUACCGUUGAUGACUCGAAGUAAUAAUCGCAUGAAAAACAAUCCUUUUGGAUAAUGAUAAUAGUUUAGCAUUAAAAAAAAAAAAAAAAAAAAACACAAUAAAAAUUUAAAAUAUUUUACAAAUAUUUUCAACUCCUUCAGGUCCGUGUGAUAUCACCUAAAACAAUAUCUGCCUAAUUGCAAUAAAUCGGUAGAGAAAACGUUGAAACAGCAAAUAACUUGUGUAAAUUUAACCUAUUCUUGUACGGACAACGUCACAAAAUAGUACGGUUGUUUUUUUUUCUUUUUAUGACAAAAAAUUUUUAAAAUAUAACUAUGUUGUCUAAAGAGAAGUAUUUUUAAAUUUCAAAAAGUUUUUUUGCUAAUUUAAGUUCUUUGAGCAACAUCGUGUUAUUAUCCAACAGGAUUGUUUUUCAUGCGAUUAUUACUUCGAGUCAUCAACGGUAUUGCUUCUGCUCUUCAUCGAGCGCGCCAAAAUGGGCGGGGUUUGACAGAAAUUUUUCUGCUAUAAAAUUGUUUGGCUUGGGAUAGCCUGCCGCUAUGCCAGGUUUGACAGAAAAUUCUGAGCAAAAAUUCUUCUGCCAACAGAUUGGAAGUGAAUAAAAACUACAGAAGAUGAACACAGUUUUUGAAUCAACAAUAACACAUACCUUGUACUUAGCUAACGAUUCAUCAAAAAAAUAAAAUAAAAACAAAGAAAUCACAACUUUAAUGCACAACUCAUCAGGAAUCUUAUUCUGGAAUCAGCACCCAUAAACCCUACCAAUUCAAAAAAUCUCAAAAAUUAAUACUUUACAGUACUAUUUAAGGAAAAAGUUACAAUCAUAAAAAAACUGGUACUGUUUUUGAAAUCCGCGGUGUCGAUUACCUAUAAAUCGACAUCUCGUCUAAAAUUUUCAAAAGUGACUACUUUACACUACUACUUAAGAAAAAAGUCAAAAUCAUGAAGAAUGAAUAUCAUUUUCAAAAUCAGCAUCCUCGAUUACCUAUAACUCGACAUCUCAUCUAAAAUUUUCAAAAAUUACUACUUUACACUACUACUUAAGAAAAAAGUUACAAUCAUAAAAAACUGGUAUUGUUUUCGAAAUCCGCGGUGUCGAUUACCUAUAAAUCGACAUCUCGUCUAAAAUUUUCAAAAGUUACUACUUUACACUACUACUUAAGAAAAAAGUUAAAAUCAUGUAAAAUGAAUAUCAUUUUCAAAAUCAGCAUCCUCGAUUACCCCUAUAUCCGAUUUUUACCCAAAAGUUUUGAACUUUUGCUUAUUACGUAAUCACCAAUUUGAAUUUUCAAAUUUUUUAGCCCGAAGUGUUAUUACUACCCCGAAACAUGGACCCUACACUAAUUUUUGUGUUUGGGGACAUAUUCGGAAUAUUUUGGGGACAGAUUCCGAACUCCUAUUUGGGGACAGGUCGUUGGGGACAGAAUGGGGAAAUUUGGGGACAGAAUGGUAUAAAUUUGGGGACAGCCAUUGCGUUGUCCGAGUUUUUCACUUGGAGAAGGAGGCAUUUGCUUCAUUUUUUGAUACCUCCCGGAUGAAAAAUGGUACCUUCUUUGCCACUAGAUCCAUCACUGUACGUAGCGAAAACAAUACAAUAUACCAACUUUCAGUAUACGACGAUCGUGAUGGCCGUCCAUUGAGAGCCCGCAAAGUUGGCUACGCCAAAGUUUACCGCGAUAGAGACGAUAGAGGUGACUACCGGGGGCCUCGUCUGCGACAAGUGGGAGUCGCCCGGGUUCACCAUCAUCACCGUCAUAGCAGCGAGGAGGAGGACGACAAAGGCAGAGGAAGAGGAAGAGGAAGACUUGUCUUGGGAUGA
Molecule: messenger RNA, 3367 nt
Organism: Bursaphelenchus xylophilus (pine wood nematode)
Lineage: Eukaryota; Metazoa; Nematoda; Chromadorea; Rhabditida; Aphelenchoididae
Source: the annotation of a GenBank genome assembly